This is a messenger RNA of Lates calcarifer (barramundi perch), 2407 nucleotides long. It is a transcript of the gene pltp, whose product is annotated as phospholipid transfer protein. Gene Ontology annotation, molecular function: phosphatidic acid binding; phosphatidylethanolamine transfer activity; phosphatidylcholine binding. The record is from RefSeq and is a predicted model, not a curated record. Gene Ontology annotation, biological process: high-density lipoprotein particle remodeling; phospholipid transport; ceramide transport. NCBI's taxonomy places the organism in Eukaryota, Metazoa, Chordata, Actinopteri, Centropomidae.
AAGUUCAACUGUUACAGAGAAAGAGAGAGAGAGAGAGACAGACAGACAGACAGACAGACAGAGACAGGGAGAGACAGACAGACAGAGACAGAGAGGCAGAGAAACAGGUAAACACAGACUCAUCAUGGACAGGUUGACAUGUUCCGGUUCAGGGUGACUUCCUGUCUGAUGUCCCUCCUCUUCCUCUUCUCUAUGUUGUCCUCCAUUAUGGCUGCUGCUGAACCCGCCGGCUGCAAAAUCCGCAUCACUGACAAAGGACUGGACAUGUUGAAGUUUGAGACUCAGAAGUUUGUUGAAGAGGAACUCAGUAACAUCAGUAUGCCGGAGAUGAGGGGCAAAGAAGGACGAUUCCAGUACACCAUCACUGAUGUGAAGAUCACAGAGUUGAAUCUGACUCACGCUGACCUGAGAUUCAUCCCUGAUGUUGGUUUGUUGUUCGAUGUUCAGAACUCAUCGAUCUCUCUGAGUUUCCAUCGACGGAUCCUUUACUGGUUCUUUUAUGACACAGGAAACAUCAACGCGUCAGCUGAAGGAGUGAACAUCAACACAGCUCUGAAUCUGAUCAGAGACGACGAAGGACGACUGAAGAUCAAUAACAUCACCUGUGAUGCCAAAAUCAACAGAAUGAGAGCAAAGUUCAGCGGAACACUUGGGAGAGUUUACGACUUCCUGGCCAGUUUUCUGACGUCAGGCAUGCGCUUCCUCCUCAACCAACAGAUCUGUCCAGCUCUGAAUCACGCUGCUCUGGUUCAUGUGAACUCAAUGUUGGAGACCAUCCCUGUGAGGACAGAGGUUGAUCAGUACAUUGGGAUCGAUUAUUCUCUGAUCGAUGAUCCAGUGGUGACGCCCAGGAGCCUCGACAUGCACUUCAGGGGGAUGUUUUUCGACCUGAGUCAUCAGAACGAGUCGUUGUUGAACUAUGCUGUCGACCCAGUGAUCAGAGAGUAUGACCGAAUGGUUUACCUUGCUCUGUCCGAGUUCUUCUUUGACAGCGGGAUGUUCGCAUACUACAGAGCAGGAGUCUUCCAGAUGGACAUCAUCAAUGAGAAGAUGCCCAAAGAUCUGGAGAUGUUGUUGAGAACCACAUACUUUGGAGCCAUCAUGAUGCUGAACCCAGCUCUGGUGGAUGCUCCGCUCUCACUUCAUCUUGCUGUCAACUCACCUCCAAAAACUUCCAUCAAGACGUCUGGAGCAACCGUUGUCAUGACAGCCAUUGUCAAGGUGAUGGUGCUGCCUCCAGGUCGGCCUCCGGUCCAGCUCAGCAGCAUGACCAUGGAAACAAAGUUUAAUGCCAAAGUUUCAAUGAAAGAAAAACGUCUGGCCGUCCACGCCGACCUCCGCAGGUUUAAAAUCUUCUCCAACCAAUCAGCUCUGGAGUCUCUGGCACUGAUUCCUCUCCAGGCUCCUCUGAAGACGAUGUUGCAGAUGUCUGUGGUUCCUUUAAUCAACAACUGGACCAAGAGAGGAGUUCAGAUCCCUCUGGCUGAUGGGAUGGACUUCAUUGAAGAAGUGGUUGAAUAUCACAACGGUUUCAUUGUGAUUGGAGCAAAUCUUCACUUCAGCAAAGGACUGAGGGAAAUGAUCACUGGCAACAACACAACACAACCAGAGACCAACACCAUCUAAUACACACACACACACACACACAUAUAUAUAUAUAUAUAUAUAUUUAUGCGUAUAUGAUGCAGCAGCCAGAGCGGCUUAUGAUGUAACCAUGGUAACCACAGACACUACAGACAGGGAAAUGAUACAGGUAGUGAUUGAUCAGAAUGACACACCUCUUCAUCUGCAGACAGCACACAGAUCAAUGAAAAGUCCAGUGAUCGGCUGCACUGCGCCUGUGUCCAGGUACCGCCCUCUCUGAGGGUGUGGCCUUUUCAGGUGAGUCCUUCAGUAAAAUGAGACCAGAAAAUGACCACAGCUGCAAACAUGAACUUUCUCUGACUGAACUCUGGUCCUGCUGAAAUCUGCCUCUGGACUUCGAACCCAACCUACGCUGUUGACAAGUCCACCUACUAUAAAUCUGUUUUAUCAUGACUAACACUGAACACACACCGCUGUCAUCACCAGUUCACCUGAACGCCACAAGCAGAGAUUCACAUCAACCACUGUAAACCACAACUAAACAACAACUACAACUAGACCAGAGUAAUCAAGGGUAAACCACAGUAAUCCAGAGUAAUCCAGUGAUGUAACCAAACCCUUAGUUUGAGUUCCAGUUGUCACACAGCACUUAUCUAAUGGCUCAUGAGAGAACAUUUGUUCAUGUUCAUUACCUGUUAAUCUAAACUGUAACAAUAGCAACAUGACACCAUUGUUAGGUGAUACCUGUAUCUGAUCAUUGUGAUUGUAUGUUGUAUGACAUUGUCUAACUGCUCUUAUUAAUAAACUCAAAUUAAACCUGAAA